This is a messenger RNA of Lathyrus oleraceus (garden pea), 2025 nucleotides long. RefSeq names its product serine/threonine-protein kinase RIPK. Bases 205 to 1767 code for a protein of 520 amino acids. Gene Ontology annotation, molecular function: ATP binding; protein kinase activity. NCBI's taxonomy places the organism in Eukaryota, Viridiplantae, Streptophyta, Magnoliopsida, Fabales, Fabaceae. Gene Ontology annotation, biological process: protein phosphorylation. The transcript is spliced from 4 exons. The record is from RefSeq and is a predicted model, not a curated record.
AAUAACCUCUUUUCUCCAUGAGCAGUUGAAGAUUUUGAAUACUACCUCUCUUCCAAACUCUUUCCAAUUUUCUCAUUCUCUCUCUUCCUACCUAAUUCCUCACAAAUUCUCACCAAUAAAAUCUUCUUCAAAUAUCUAUAUAUACACCAUAUACAAACUACUAUAUGAUUAUAGAUUAAUUCAAACUCUUAAUUAUCAUCAACAAUGACCUUCAUGAAAACCAUGUUAAAAUCGAUUCUUCCUUCAACUUGUUUCCAAGGAGAGUAUCCAUCACCAAAGCCAAAGAAAGUUGUAUCAACAAAACCAAGAAACUCAUCAACAUCAACAUCAACUCAUAGGAUUUCAAUAGAAGAUUUGAGUUAUCCAAACUCGACUUUAUCAGAAGAUUUGUCUAUGUCUCUUUCUCUAGCAGGGUCUAAUCUCUAUAAGUUUACGGUUCUUGAACUUAAAGCUAUAACACAGCACUUUUCUUCGAGUAAUUUUCUCGGUGAAGGUGGGUUCGGACCGGUUCAUAAGGGGUUUAUCGAUGAUAGGGUUAGACCCGGUUUGAAAGCUCAACCCGUUGCUGUUAAACUCUUGGACUUGGAAAGCAAACAAGGUCACAAAGAGUGGUUGACUGAAGUUGUUGUUCUUGGACAAUUAAGGCAUCCACAUGUUGUGAAGCUAAUAGGAUAUUGUUGUGAAGAUGAACAUAGACUUUUGGUGUAUGAAUAUUUACCAAGAGGAAGCUUGGAAAAUCAAUUAUUUAGAAGUAAGAUUUUUUUAUUACUUAUAUUCUUUAGUUUCAAUAUGUUUGUAAGUAGAAAAUUAACGUUUUUUAUUUUAAUUUUUUUAGGAUUCACAGCAUCAUUGCCAUGGUCAACAAGAAUGAAAAUUGCUGUUGGAGCUGCAAAAGGUUUAGCAUUUCUUCAUGAAGCUGAGCAACCAGUUAUUUAUAGAGAUUUCAAAGCUUCAAACAUCUUGCUAGACUCUGACUAUAAUGCAAAACUCUCUGAUUUUGGAUUGGCAAAAGAUGGACCUGAAGGAGAUGACACCCACGUUUCAACAAGAGUUAUGGGUACUCAGGGCUAUGCUGCACCAGAAUAUGUCAUGACAGGUCACUUGACAGCUAAGAGUGAUGUGUAUAGCUUUGGAGUUGUUUUAUUGGAAUUGCUAACAGGGAGAAAGUCAGUGGACAAAACCCGUCCUACAAGGGAACAAAACCUAGUUGAUUGGGCAAGACCAAUGUUAAUGGAUUCAAGAAAACUUGGCAAAAUAAUGGAUCCAAAACUUGAAGGACAGUAUUCUGAAAUGGGUACUAAAAAAGCAGCUUCAUUGGCGUAUCAAUGUCUUAGCCAUAGGCCCAAGAGUAGGCCCACAAUGAGCAAUGUGGUUAAGAUAUUGGAACCUCUACAAGAUUUUGAUGAUAUUCCAAUUGGACCCUUUGUUUACACUGUUCCAGUUGAUAAUAAUGAAGUGGUUAAAGAAAAAGAUCAAGCAAAGGAAGAUGAAUCGACCAAGGAGAGGAAAAGAGAAAACGGUCAAUAUCAUAGGAACGGUCAUAGGCAUCAUCCACUUAAAUCUCCUAGGUCGCCGAUGCCUCAAUCACAAUCAAGGCCGCAGUCACAGCCACGGCCUCGUGUGCGGAUUGAUAGGCAUCAAAAUGGUAGAGGAAGUGUGUUGAAUUCUCCUUCUCCUCGUGUGCAAUUUGACAUGCAUCAAAAUGGUAGAGGAAGUGCGUCGAAUUCUCCUACUCCUUCGCCACAUCAAAAAAGCUAUGAAACUUAGCUUAAUGGAAAUGAAAAUCGUUGUGUAUAUAUACAAAUAUUCAAAAAAAAAUGUUUAGUGAUUUCAUGUAGUGUACAAACUACUGUAAACUAAGUGUGAUAAGCUAUCAAUUGUAUUCCAAGAAAGAGUACAUAAAGACAACGGACAAAAAGGACAAAAAAGAUAUGAGUGGGAGUGCAAUUGUAGUGGAUCUCACAUGGAAGAUAUGUUUGUUAGUUUUAUUUUUUAUUCUCUAAUUAAAAAAGUAAAUUAUAAUUA